GACAUUUUCUCAUUUUUGCCCCGUUAGCACAAAUUCCAAACACCGAGCAAUCCCCCCUGCCCUCCGAAGCCAUGGCGACCUUGGACUCCGACGUGCCCAUGGUCCCCGCUGGCGAGCCCUCGAGCAGCUCCGUCCCUUCCUCCUCCACCAAAAAGAACAAACGCUUAGAGAUCAAGAAGUGGAAUGCCGUCGCUCUCUGGGCCUGGGAUAUCGUGGUUGAUAACUGUGCCAUUUGCAGAAACCAUAUCAUGGAUCUAUGCAUUGAGUGCCAAGCUAACCAGGCUAGUGCCACUAGCGAGGAAUGUACAGUUGCUUGGGGGGUUUGUAACCAUGCCUUUCAUUUCCACUGCAUCAGCCGAUGGCUCAAGACCCGUCAAGUAUGUCCAUUAGAUAACAGCGAAUGGGAGUUUCAGAAGUAUGGUCACUAGAAUCUUCAUCCAGUUGUGCCAAUGGACUCCUCAUUUCUGCUGCUGAUAUAGCAAUGCUACGAAACUUUUCUGUGUGUCUAUUUCCAUAUUUCUUUUACUUAAAUUUCACUGGAAUUAUCGUAAUUUCAAGAAUCAUAUGGGGUGGUAUAACUGUUUUGAGUUUGAUUGGUCACAUAUCAGGUGCACCAUUUGAAGCCUUCAAUUGCUUUUAGCAUUA
Messenger RNA from Juglans microcarpa x Juglans regia, 645 nucleotides. RefSeq names its product RING-box protein 1a-like. Gene Ontology annotation, molecular function: ubiquitin protein ligase activity; zinc ion binding; cullin family protein binding. Gene Ontology annotation, biological process: protein ubiquitination; ubiquitin-dependent protein catabolic process. The record is from RefSeq and is a predicted model, not a curated record. Gene Ontology annotation, cellular component: cullin-RING ubiquitin ligase complex; nucleus. The coding region runs from base 72 to 428 and encodes 118 amino acids. Lineage: Eukaryota; Viridiplantae; Streptophyta; Magnoliopsida; Fagales; Juglandaceae. The transcript is spliced from 5 exons.